AUGGUGGAAACAUCAUUGGGCCCCACAUUCCGUUACACUCUACCACCCCUCCCAAUCCCUUUCCCAACUUCCAACAGAAUCUUCCUCUCUUUUCCAAUGGCAUCCUUCCCAAUUCCAUCUUCCCCCAAUCGCACUCACCCUCGCUGUUACUCUAACCCUAACCUCCCUCAACCACAGCCUGCUUUGCUUGUCUUUUCCGGUGGAACCGCCUUCAACGGCGUCGUUGAGGAUCUUAAAAACUUCACCACGCGCGUUGCUCAUGUUCUUCCCGUUUCCGACGACGGUGGAAGCACAGCAGAGAUCGUUCGUGUUCUUGGUGGGCCUGCGGUUGGAGAUAUACGUUCUAGGUGUUUGAGGUUGUCUGAUCAAAGUACGGCUGAGGCUCUUGCGGUUCGGAAUUUGCUUGGUCAUCGUUUAUCUCUUGAUGCUUUGCAAGCUAAAUCAGAAUGGUACUCUAUUGUGGAAGGUGAUCAUGUUUUAUGGGAAGGUGUGUCAAAACCCUACAGGGAGACUAUUCGAGCUUUUCUGGUUUAUUUCCAAAAUCAGAUCCUCUGCCGGUCUGAAGGAGCAUUUUGUUUCAGCAAUGGCAGCAUUGGAAAUUUCUUUUUUGCAGGAGCACGUAUAUUUUUUCAGUCCUUGGAUGCGGCAAUAUUUUUGUUUUCAAGAGUUUCUGAUAUCCCCCCUGAAAGCCUUGUUCUCCCUGUGAUUUCAACCAAUGACAGACUUACAUUAGGGUGUGAAUUAUUGGAUGGAACUAUAAUACGGGGGCAAAAUGAAAUUUCUCAUCCAUCCAGUGGAACAAUGGUACCUAUUAAGGAAAGCUUUUCGGCUCCAGCUCUUCCUUCAAAAAUAAAACGGGUGUUCUACAUGUCAAGUGAAGGAAAAAAUUUGCUCCAUGAGGUUUUUCCCUCACCUAAUGCGGCUGUCUUAGAACAACUAUACAAUGUCGAUUGCAUUGUGUAUGGCAUGGGUUCCCUUUUUACCUCAAUCUGCCCCUCAUUGGUAUUACUGGGAAUUGGGGAGAUUAUUUCUUCAAGGUCUUGCCUCAAGGUACUUAUGUUAAAUGGUACGCAUGACCGGGAGACUAAUGGCUUUUCAGCAUCUUGUUUUGUUACUGCAAUUACCGAUGCUCUAAAUCGGACAUUCGGAGAAUCUUGCAACCGCUUACAGAAUAUUCCUAGUCAAUAUAUCAAUACCCUUUUGGUGCCAAGAAACAGUACAGUUUCUGUUGAUGUUGAGUGUUUGGCUGCCCAAGGAAUAUUUGAUGUGAUAGUUGUUGACUCCAUACUUGAUCCUAAAGUGGGUAUUAUAUAUGACCCAAAGUCACUGAUUAGAGCUCUUGCUGACCUAAUAGAGAGAUACAUGAAGUCGCAGGUUAAUUGCUUAGUUGACACCAGAUGA
Messenger RNA from Lathyrus sativus (Indian pea), 1401 nucleotides. Lineage: Eukaryota; Viridiplantae; Streptophyta; Magnoliopsida; Fabales; Fabaceae. The record is from the annotation of a GenBank genome assembly.